GCUUCCCUUUCAGAAAAUACCGAACGAUGGGGACUGAAGAAGGAACCGACAAAAAAAACAAGCACCGCUUUCAUUCCGUCUUGUUUAGAAAAGGAUACGAAGGAGGAGCAAGAUCGUCGCCUUUUCGUCUCCUCGUCGUCGUCAUUUUCUUUUGCCCGAGUAGACCGUCGUCCGGUCGGCCGUCGUCGGAGAGAAAAUUUCAGGCAUAGCCGUCUGCAAGAAAAGGAGGAAAGAAAAAGGAAGCUGAUCUUUUCCUUUUGUCGUGACGCGAGGUCCUUCUUUACCGGCAAGAAAAGGAGACAAAAAGAAAGAGAAGCUCUGUAAGUUUUCGUCCAUUCGGAUUUCAUCGCCGUUUCCGUGGCGCUUGAAGUCUUGACGGUUUAAGAGAGAGAGGACGUGGAGGUUUCGUGCUGGAAGCAGUGGUCACGUGGUGAGGAGGAGCCGAAGAAAAGGAGCGAGAUACUUCCGUUUCUCCUUCCUCCAUCUAUUGUUUUCAUCUGCUUUUUGUGCACAAAGAAGGAAGCCACCAAACAAGCAGCCGGUGAAGAGUAGGUAUUCGGGGUUCGUUUGGCCUAGAAAAAACUCAGACGUAGAGGAUCGUUAUUAGAAAAAACUCAGACGUAGAGGAGAAGAAGAAGACAAUAUGGGGGAGGAUAACGUCGUCCUUUCUUCCAAGAUUAAGAUCGGAGUGUCCGUCAUGGAAAAAAAGACGCUUUCGGCUCCCAUGCGUCAAAUUUUGGAGAGUUUGGAAGCGUUUGGCGAAUUUGAGAUAAUUACCUUCGCGACAAAAUUAUUCUCGAGCAACCAAUGGAAAGUUAUAUCAGAUAAUGCUGAUCAGGAGAGCCUUGUCAAGGCAACACUUAGUGGUGUGAAGGCCGUGCCGUUGAAGCCGCUUUACCCUCAUGUCAUGUGCUCAGAAACCUGUGGCAGCACGUUCUGCGGCACAGGAAGUUUAAACUCGGGAAGAGAGAUACCGAUGGCAAAGUUGCCGUCACAGAGGCUGAAGAAGGCACUGCCAGUAAGUAGACGGCGCCUGCGCCUGAAUCUCUGCCACCAUCUCAGAAAUGGAAGAAGAGGUUCAUCUGGACGACGGAUCUGA
Nymphaea colorata (pocket water lily) is the source of this 1099-nucleotide messenger RNA. RefSeq lists its product as uncharacterized. The record is from RefSeq and is a predicted model, not a curated record. The transcript is spliced from 4 exons. NCBI's taxonomy places the organism in Eukaryota, Viridiplantae, Streptophyta, Magnoliopsida, Nymphaeales, Nymphaeaceae. Bases 644 to 1099 code for a protein of 151 amino acids.